GCGGCGCGGCCUGGCGCGGUUGCCAUGGAGCGCGCGGCGGUGCUGCGCGUGAAGCGGAAGCGCGGCGGGGCGGCGCCGGCCGAGGCCCUGCUCUUGGCCUGCAAGCGGCUGCGGAGCGACCCGGGCGGAGGCGGAGGCGAUGGCGUGGAGGAGCGCCUCUUCGCGCUGGUGGCCACCGUGGCCUCGGAGGAUGAACCUGUGCAGAAGUACAUCCAAGAAGCUAUUACCAAAGAGAAAGCGGCUCAGCGCCUGCGACCCUCAUUGGGAAGCGCCCAGAGAGUAACUCAAGACCUUCGCGCAUCCAAGCAAGCCAGAAGGCAGGAAAGCCGCUACCGCCUGAUAGCCAGCCACCGUCCCACUUUCACCGAGGACAAAAGUGUGGCUCCUGCAGAUCGGGCGGAAUCCAAUGAAAACAAGCACCUUUUCCCUGAAGAAAAUAGGGAGACUGCCCAGAAAGAAAGCCACGGUCCUUCGGGCUGUUGUGGUGAAUUUCAGUUAUUUGAUAUCGUACAAGAGGAGGAUGUGGAGACAGACCCUGGUGUGCCGCAGCAGAAAACUGAUGCUCCAGAUGAGAUUCUCUGCAAUGCCGUGAAGAUGAUUCGUGAGCGUCUAACAGUAUCCAACACUACUAAAGACGGAGAGCAGAACAGGGAGGAAGAGGAGUAUGUCUAUGAUCUCUAUUAUAUGGAAGCAAUGCCCUCAGGCUGGAUUGAGAACAUACUGUCUGUACAGUGCUACACACAGGAUUGUGAAUUGGUAAGCGAGGUGGAUGACGAACAUGUCCCAGAAGAAAUAUACGAUGAUGAAGACGAUGAGAACAAUGAGAACAACUGGCGUAAUGACUACCCGGAUGAAGAUGAGUUCUUUGAGGAAGAAGAUAAAGAUAGUGAUAGGGAAGCAAGUGGAAGCAGUGGUGAAGAUAGAGGAUACAUCCGAAGAACGUGGGAGAAAUACCAGUCUGAUGUCCUACAGGAGUUUGAUUAUGAUGGGUUCCGAGAACUGGAUUCUGAAUAGUGCAGGGAACUUUAGGGCCCAGGUGACUGUUUGCGAUGGCCUUUGAAGUCUGCAUCACAACACCUGUGUCAUUCAUCAUGGUGGGUGCUGUGUGGCUGCCUCACUGCUUAUGGAAGCACUGGCAGUCAAUUCAAGGAGAGAGAAUAUGAAACAUUUAAUAGGAUUUUAGAUCUCUCUCUGUCUUUGCAAAUUCUGUCUGAAAAAAAGAGCAGUGGAUAUGAAAGACUUGUCAGGUGCCAAAUUUUACCAUAGUGGGAUGCUCAAACCGAAAGGUACAGAAAAGACUGGUUCCUGGAAGAUACCCGUUUGUCUUCCAUGGUCAUUAUUGCACGUUUACAGAUCUGCUGUGGACUGAAGGAAGACGAUGUGUCUAAUUUGUUGAUUUUCCCUUUUGCACUUUCCAUUGCUGGACCACCAGUACUUGGUGUUUGAAUAUGUAAAUAUAUAGACCCGUUUUCUUGAA
Eublepharis macularius is the source of this 1477-nucleotide messenger RNA. Its product is annotated as probable RNA polymerase II nuclear localization protein SLC7A6OS. The record is from RefSeq and is a predicted model, not a curated record. Lineage: Eukaryota; Metazoa; Chordata; Lepidosauria; Squamata; Eublepharidae. Bases 25 to 1014 code for a protein of 329 amino acids. Gene Ontology annotation, biological process: developmental process. The transcript has 5 exons.